Molecule: messenger RNA, 1641 nt
Organism: Microplitis mediator
Lineage: Eukaryota; Metazoa; Arthropoda; Insecta; Hymenoptera; Braconidae
Product: insulin-like growth factor-binding protein complex acid labile subunit
Exons: 2
Coding region: 151-1443 (430 amino acids)
Molecular function (GO): protein binding
Source: RefSeq, a predicted model, not a curated record
ACAAUCGAUAAAAACAAGUGUCAAAUCAUUAUUCAAUGCAUAAUAAAGUGAUUGGAAUAAAGAUUCAGUUUUUCGAAACAUUUACGAGAACAAGUUGCUCGAAAAUACUAAACACUGAUCUUAUUUGAAAAGUAAAUUUAAAUUUUCGAAAUGCUCGUACGUGACGUAAUUUUCUUAAUACUGUGGAGUGUCUCAGUGCAAAAUGUAGUCGGAGAUACAGUAGACUUUUCUAAAAUGGGAAUAAGGCGUCUAAGAAGACCUUUUCUGAGUAGUUCAAGCAUAACACAUCUCGAUUUAUCGAACAACUAUAUUUGGAAUAUUGAAAGUAGAGUUUUUGAUGGCCUGCCAAAUUUGGUUCACUUGAAUUUAACGAAGAAUAUAUUUCCUUUCUCAGAAUUGAGUUUUGAUAAUAAUUCAGCAAUUGAAAUUUUAAUUUUGGACAAUGCAGUUGUCUCUUACUGGAAUUAUUUUGAUGCCAAUGAUUACAUCAAACAGUUAGAGCCACUUGAAGACGAGUGUAAUGUACUGACUAUGUUCGAAACUGCAAAUGAUUCAUCGCCUGAUAUUAUAUUUACAAAAUCGUUUUCUUUACCGAAGUUGAAACACCUUUACUUGCGUAAAAAUGGGAUAUUUUCAGUACUUGUAAAUGAAACGAAUUUACUGGAUCAACUAAUGCCAGAAAUUACUCAUAUAUAUCUUACAAAUAAUAAGAUAAGAUUUAUCAACAUUACAAAGAAUAUUCCUAUGACUUUAACGCAUUUAUACUUGGACUAUAAUGACUUGAGGGAAUUUGACGUCGAUAAUUUGAAUAAUCUGGAAGUUCUAGCCCUCGAUGGAAAUCCGAUCAAAAAGUUUUGUGGCAUUGAAAAUCCCUGCGAGGGACUUAAUAUUAAAUAUGCUUUUAAUUUGAAAAUUUUGACAGUCUCACAUAUGAAACUCGAAAAAAUAGAAGCAGAUGCGUUUAAAUUUUUGGGCCAUCUCGUCGAGUUAGAUAUGUCUCAUAAUAAAAUUUUAUAUUUUCCCGCGCACGCUUUAGAAACUUUAUUAGACCUGAAGACAUUCCGACUAGAUAAUAAUGAACUUUCAAAUCUACCUGACAUCUGCAGCUUAAAAAAUUUAGAAAAUUUUUCAAUAUCAAAUAAUAACAUCAGUAGUAUAAGCGAAUCGGAAUUUUGUAAUCUGUCGAAGAUUAAAAGAUUAAAUUUGAGUAGUAACAGUUUAGACAAAAUUCCUGCUGGAAUAUUUGACAAAAUGACUUCACUUGAAGAACUGAAUCUUUCGAAAAAUAGAAUCGUUACUUUGCCAGACAAUUGGAUUUCAUCUGAAAUAAAUUUACAAUAUUUAUACCUCAAUGAUAAUUUAUUUCCAAAUUUUUCAAGUUUAUCAUUAGCCUCAGAAAAAAACAUUAAAUUCCUCGCUAUUGGGGGCAAUUAUUUCAACUAGAAGAAUGCAAUAAUUACUUUUGAAAAUAAAGGCAAUGGAGGCUCAGAUAUCUUAUCGCCAAUUAAAGAAUUCAUCAAGAGCUCGUGAUAUUACUAUACAUAUAUCAACUGAUAUUAUAACUCAUACUCAUUUUUUUUAUUACUAUUGUAUAUUGUAAUUUAUUUUCUAUGCCCUUCACACAGUAAAUAAAUAAUAUAU